Molecule: messenger RNA, 660 nt
Organism: Trichoplusia ni (cabbage looper)
Lineage: Eukaryota; Metazoa; Arthropoda; Insecta; Lepidoptera; Noctuidae
Product: ETV5-related protein Ets96B-like
Exons: 5
Biological process (GO): regulation of transcription by RNA polymerase II; cell differentiation
Cellular component (GO): nucleus
Molecular function (GO): sequence-specific DNA binding; DNA-binding transcription factor activity, RNA polymerase II-specific
Source: RefSeq, a predicted model, not a curated record
UAUGACUAUGUUCAUAGAUGCAGUUCUUAUGGCAAGUGCGACGAGCCGGCGGAGGAGGCACGUGACAGAGACGAGCCUGUCUCCAGCACCGAGCACCACGCGCACUGGGAUGAGAAACUCGUAAGCAGCUCGCUAUGUCCCACGGCGGUCGCCAGUACGUCGCGUACGGAUGCCGCUUCACCACACCAACACGUCACCACAACGCACGCUGGUGGCGGUCGUCGCGGGGCGCUGCAGCUGUGGCAGUUCCUCGUGUCACUGCUGGCAGAGGGCGCGCGCUGCGUGGCCUGGACCGGGAGGGGACUGGAAUUCAAGCUGCAUGAACCGGAGGAGGUGGCUCGCCGCUGGGGCGCUCAGAAGAACCGUCCCGCGAUGAACUACGACAAGCUGUCGCGCUCGCUGCGCUACUACUACGAGAAGGGGAUCAUGCAGAAGGUGGCAGGAGAACGCUAUGUCUACAAGUUUGUCUGCGACCCCGAGGCGCUGUUCAGCAUGGCGGCGCCGGCGCGGCCGCGCUCCCCCGCGCGGUUCGACGUCCUGUCCUCACUCUACGGGGGAGUCUACCCCCAGUACCUACCACAGGGAGACUAUCAGCGGCGGUACUACCAGCACGUCAACCAGACUGGGCAUUUCGACUCGUAAAUUAAUAUCAUACUGAAA